This is a messenger RNA of Helobdella robusta, 2164 nucleotides long. RefSeq lists its product as hypothetical. Lineage: Eukaryota; Metazoa; Annelida; Clitellata; Rhynchobdellida; Glossiphoniidae. The transcript has 13 exons. Bases 5 to 2164 code for a protein of 719 amino acids. Gene Ontology annotation, cellular component: mRNA cleavage and polyadenylation specificity factor complex. The record is from RefSeq and is a predicted model, not a curated record. Gene Ontology annotation, molecular function: mRNA binding. Gene Ontology annotation, biological process: mRNA alternative polyadenylation.
AAAAAUGGCGAAGGAAAGCAUCGAUGGAAUCGAUUUGUACGCCGAUGUCGACGAUUUUGGACCAGAUCAUGAAUAUCAGGACUCAGAAAUGUUUGAUGUAAUGGCUUCUCGGCAUGGUGACCCAUUCGAAGACACAAAGUAUUCAAGUCAGUAUUCCAGGCACUCAUCAUUCAAUGGUAAAAAAUUCUCACUGUAUGUUGCUAACUUAUCUUGGUGGACGACAGAUAAAGAUUUGGCCGAUGCCAUUGCCAGCCUUGGAAUCAAUGACCUCAUAGAUAUAAAGUUCCACGAGAAUAGAGUCAACGGGCAAUCCAAAGGUUUUGCAACAGUAACAGUAAACUCUGAAAUGAGUUCAAAAAUUUUGUUGGACAAAUUAUCAAAACGUGAGAUUCAUGGUCAGCAAGUUGUGGUCACUCAUUGCACGGCUAUGGCGCUAAAGCAGUUUGAUACUUCAGCGGCCACUGCUGCCACUUCAUCAGCUUCGGCUACCGCUGCUGGCAAGAAGGAGCCUGCUUCACCAAUGUACAACGGUCAACAGCCAUUAGCAGCGCCGCCAUCUCAUCUAUCACAGCCACAAUUUCGCCUGCGUCCACCACCUCAGCCGCACCAGCAGCAACUUCAACAUCAACAACCACCCCACCAACAACAACUUCAUUCUUCUAUCAUCAACAUGCCAACAACUCGUCCGGGUCAUCCACCUAAUCUUGCACAAGGGCCCACUCCAAAUCAUCCUGGACCAUUGCUAGGGGGCCCAGGGCAGUCCCCUCGUGUUCUUCUGCCCUCUGGUCCCAACACAGCCUUACCCCCACCUGCUCUUACUGGAAUGGUUGGAGGUGGUGGAGGUGCUGUUAGACAUUUUGGUGGACCUUCAGGCAUAGCAGGGGGUCUACAACCCUCCUCUCUCCAUCCACCCGGAUUGACAGGGGCCGGACCGGGGCUGACAGGUAUGGGCAUGGCUGGAGCAACCGGAGGGGGCCCAGGGGUGGCCCCAUUGACGCCCAACGUCAACCCUAUCCAGUCACCGCAUCACCCCCCUCAUCAUCUUCCUCCUGGGCAGUUACAAUUGAGAGCACCUCCAUCAAUGGGAUUGAGAGGUGUAGUGCCACCCAGUUCCAUGGAAUUGAGAGCAGAUCAUUAUGAUCCUAACCUAUUCAUAAUUAUUAAUUAUGAAGGGUUUCAACAGCCUCCACCAGUUGUUGUUCGUCAGUCGCUUGGGCAGAUUGUCCUACAACAACAACAACAACAACAAAAUCAGCCGACUGAUGUAUUGGGCAGGCAGAUUCCAUUGUUCCAGCAGCCAGCUGUAGAUCCGUUCAGGGAAAGAAAUCCCCUCGGACAACCCAUCCUACACGGCACUCCCAUCAUCACUCCAUCCCCUUCUAAUUCUUCUUCAUCUCUCCCGUUGGACAUGUACGCGAGGGAGAGAGCAGAGAGAGAACAAGCGGAGAGAGAGCACAUUGACAAAGAUUGGCGCCAGCAACAGCAGCUGCAACAGCAGCUUCAACAGCAACAGUCCCAAUUUAGUCCUCAGUCCAGAGAGCAAGUUAAAACUGAAGCCAGUUCGUCGGCCACACAACAGCAUCAACAGCAACAACAACAGCUGUCAGAUAUGCAAGAGUUUGAAGAUAUCUUACAGAGGAAUAAAUCUGUAUCAAGUAGUGCUAUCUCAAGAGCCGUGCAAGACGCCAGUGAAUAUGCAAGUGCCAUAGAAACGUUGGUGACUGCAAUCUCCCUCAUCAAACAGAGUAAGAUUGCCAGUGAUGAUAGAUGCAAGAUCCUCGUGAGCUCUCUUCAGGACACACUACGUGGCAUUGAGGAUAAAUCCUAUGGAUCUAAGUCAUCACGGAGCGACCACCGUAGAUCUAGGUCGCCGAGGGAUCGAUCCACCACGAAGACAUCCUCCCGCCACAAUCGCAGUCGAAGCCGCGAUCGCGACUACAGGGAGAGUCGGAGCAGCCGAGACAAAGACAGGUACUACGACAAGUACGACUACAAGGAUCGGGACUACAAAGAGAGUGCCAGGGACUACAAGGAGAGUAGCAGUAGGGACUACAAAGAGAGUAGCAGUAGGGACUAUAAAGAUAGUGGGAGAGAUUAUAAGGAUUAUAAAGAGAGUGGGAGAGAUUAUAAGGAGUAUAAGGAGAGUAGAUCCGGGAGACACUGA